AUGGAGCCUCAGCCUGAUGUCCCAGAGCAGCAGAAUGAGAGCCCUUCCCAAACUGACCAUCAAGAAGAUGAAAAAACACAAGUGACUGAAGAAGUCUUUUCAAUGCAGAAGGAAGCAUGGGAAUUAUUUGAACAGUGUGAAAAAAAAAUUGUACUCUGUGCAUUUCACUGCCACUCUAUGCAGAGAGAGAAUUAGUGAAUCCUUUCAGCAACUUCGCCAACAUCUUAUAAAGGAGGAAAGCAUGCAGCUGACAAAAACUGAAGAUAAAGAACAAAAAGCCAUAAAGGAUUUACAGAAUAAAGAAUCUCUGGCUUCAGAACUGUGUUCCUCCAUUAGAACAUUGCUUUUCCAUCUGGAAAAUGGAGGGGUGAUAAUUGUAGACACUGAGAUAGUGAAUAUGUUUAGGGCAAAACUAGAGGAUCUGUCCAAAUGUGAGAUAGCAUUACAUGGCCAUGUGUCCACGAUCCACACACGGGAGUGGAGAGGGUUAAGGCAUGUUGUGAAACCACAGCAGAGAUCAUUACAAUUUGACCCGCAGAGUGCUCAUACUAACCUUGUCCUCUCCAAAAAUCUCAAGCAGGUGAGGUUCUCUCCUUUUGCACAACCUCCGAAAAGUAACGACUCUUUUGAACCUGGACUUUAUGUUCUGGGAGUUCCUGGGUUUAAUUCUGGUCAGCACUACUGGGAAGUAGAUGUUAGCCAUAAAAGCAACUGGAUUAUUGGUGUUGUAAAAGAGUCAGUGCCAAGAAAGGGACCUCAAAGCCUGGAUCCAGAUAAGGGGUAUUGGGUGUUAAAUAAACAAGAAGACAAGAUCUUCACUGCCUGUGGCCUGUUAUGUCCAAAGUUUAUGCGCCCUCCCCUGAGAAUUGGGGUGUUUGUUGACAUUUUAGAUGGCUACUUGGCUUUCUAUGAUUUAGACACAACUGGCCUAAUUUUUGAAAUCACAGGAUGCCAUUUUGUGGGGAAGCUAUUUCCAUUUUUCUGCCCAGGAGUCCCAACAAAGGAGGAAGAUUUAGGGCCCUUGACUUUGCUUAACUAA
This is a messenger RNA of Staurois parvus, 1039 nucleotides long. The record is from the annotation of a GenBank genome assembly. NCBI's taxonomy places the organism in Eukaryota, Metazoa, Chordata, Amphibia, Anura, Ranidae.